ACAGUUCGGACUACACAAAGGAAGGAACACAUGACCUCAUGUAUUACAUACAAUACAGGUACGCUACUUAGUAGUUUAAUUGAGCUGUUACGGUCAUCGCACACCGGUCUAAAUAGGAAUCUUCCAAAAUCAAUAGGAAGCGUGGAUCUGGUGGAUUUCCAGAUCGUCUCUUUGUCAUAUGUUGGGAAUUUCCGAUGUGCAAUCUCCUAUAUAACCGCCUCUAUACACAUGGACAUGGAUUACUCGCUCUAUGACAUACAAUUCUAGGUAUAUUGUUAUCAGUUGGACUGUCAAUAAUAGACGUGGAUAAAACAGCGUGUCCUCGCCCGGUCAAGCCAAAGUAAAAAUAACUUCCGCUCUAUGUCGUGUAAACGAUUACUAAAGUUACCGACGAAAUUAUUGUAAUUAAACAUGGCGGAUAUAACGGAGCGCGAAGCCCCUCCCCUGACGGAUACAUCGUCCACCCCCGAUACAACCGCCCUCUCCCCCGGGCCAGGCCGUUGUACGGAGGGGGGCUCUGUGGGGGUUGGUGGACCGACGUCUGAUAUUUCAGAGACUCAGGCUGACGCUUUUAGAGAAAAGUUCGAGAAACAAGUAAAGAAAUUAGUAAAUCGAGUAAAACAUGGACGUAAAAAGAAACAAAAGGAAAAACCGGAAGUUAAAAUUGUAGAGGAAUGCACGAAGGAUGACGAUGACCGGGCGAGGUCGUACUAUGAAAAUAGUAGUACCGGAAGUGACAACGAUGGUAUUGACACACAAACGAACAUUGCUUACUCUGAUUUACCGGAUGUCUGGGAAUGGAGAGGUCCAGAGAGCAUGCUCGAAGAUACUUACGAUUUUAACCACUUCCGGCGUGGUGUUGCAGUGCUCAUUGUAAAUACGGAGUUCUCCAAUGUGAAAGAUAACCGUCCUGCCGCCGAAUAUGACAUACAAAAUCUGACUGCAUUAUUUCAAGUUCUUGGAUUUGAAGUCAAAACACUGAAAAACAAAACAACAAAACAUCUGAUGGACUCACUGAAAGAUAUCCGGUCAAAGCUGGAGAAGGAUAGUGACUGUUUCGCUUGUCUGAUCAGUACUCAUGGCGCGGAGGUCCCAGUUCCGGAACACGACAAUCUCCGACAGCAUAUGCUUCAUACCCACGAUGGCGCGAUAGUGACUGACGACAUCAUUAAGACAUUCAACGACAGCAAUUGUGCAGCAAUGAGAGGAAAGCCGAAACUUUUCUUUAUACAGUCGUGUCGAGCACGGUUCGAUGUUGCUGAAACAGAAAUGGUAGAUCUAGGAGUCGAUAUAGAUAUCACCACGGACUUCAUCCAACCGUCCGGUAUAGGAACGGGGGAGGAGAGACGUCAUACGUCCCAGCAUCAGGGCGGGAGCGACACGAACGACUGCGCAAGCGUACCCGGCCAUAAGUCUUUCGACACAGAGUCCACACCUAAGUCGGUAGAAACACAGGAGACCCUUGAAAUGAGAGUAGACCGCAUUCAAAUUACGGGAGGGGAAAACGAAGUGCUGGGAGGAAUCAAUUUCAAAAACACCACGAAGGCCGACGCCAAAGGUAGAGUCGAUGACAACCCGGCCGGGAUCCGUGGAAUAGAGGAUAUGCAUUUUGCCGACGACGAAGAGGAACAUGACCACGCAAAUGAGGAGGAACAAAGAAAAAUUCGAGAGGCAUGGUGGCGGUACCGGGAGAAACUUCAGCAAGAACAGGAACAGAAAAGGAGGGACAGAUACUUGGCACUUCAACAGAAGCGGCAUAUUGAGGACGCCGACUACUGUACCAUUCCGUGCUACAAACACUGUCUCGUGAUGUUCUCGUCGGCCCCAGAGCGACUAGCUUGGUGCGAUGACCAUAUUGGGGGAUGGCUGCCUUAUUGUAUGUAUAACGUGGUGAGCAUGCUCCACAGGUUCGACUUCCGGACAGACCUUCUGCAGGUGUUGACGGAAGUCAACAAUGCAAUGGGUGUGUAUCUGGAGGCCAACAUCCCAAGCAAACCUGAAUGGCACGGGGCCAAGUCGGCUCCGUGUAUUUACCAUAUGCUCACCAAGGAUAUCUACUUCCGGCUAAAGUGGAACAGUAAAAUAGAGAUUGUUACGGAAGUAUGAACAAUGUGAUGGUCAGAUUAAAACAGUUUUAUGAGGAACGGAGAGUUCUUGCGGGAUACAGAUACGUGCAAACGUGCGUCGUGAGUACAGUACGAUUGGAGUACAGAGUCGUGAGUACAGUAUAAGAUCGGAGUACAGACUCGUGAUUCGUAAGUACAGUAUAAGAUCGGAGUACAGACACGUGAGUCGUGAGUACAGUAUACGAUCGGAGUACAGACACGUGAGUCGUGAGUACAGUAUACGAUCGGAGUACAGACACGUGAUUCGGGAGUACAGUUUACGAUCGGAGUACAGACACGUGGUUCUGAGUACAGUAAGAUCGGAGUACAGACACGUGAGUCGUGAGUACAGUAUAAGAUUGGAGGACAGACCGCGGCGUGGACAGCCGGUACAGACACUGUAACCAGGCUCACAUCUAACCACUGACCACGCUCGAUGUUGAGCGAGUUCCAGGAUUAUACCGUAUACUAACCAAAAAGCUAGCUUGCCAGUAAGGCAGUAUCCCCCCCCCCCCUCCUCGCUUGGCUGCUACAACACCGGAGUUUGGUAUAUUCUGUUGCCUUCUGUGAUAUGAGUGUCACUUUUAGACAAUGCUCAUAAGCGUGAUUUACUAUUUCGUUGUCAUUACCUCGGUUCUCACUGAGGACAAUGUGUUUCUUGGAUUUGAUCAAAUUUUACACGGCGGGUGUCUUCGAUAAUCUAAAAGACGCUUACUCUUCCGAAACACGUGGUCUUAUUCCCUUGUAGUGUUUCAAAUGUCUCAGUGUAAAUCUUUCCUUGUUCAUAUUUUGCCAUCAUGAAUUCUGAGUUUAAAUUACGAUUUUGUUUUCAUUUCGGUAUAUUUUCGUAUGUUUUAUUCAAACAACAUAAUCUUUAUAAUCAGUGGUUAGCGAUCAUACGAUAACAUUGUGUAGUGCAAUCUCCAAUACUUCCACAGGUAGUAAUGCUUUUUUAUGACGUCAUCGAUUGGUAUAAUAUUGUGCCAUUUACAACUACGUAAUAAACAUGUACUUGUAUAUAUAUAUAUUAAACAUUUCCCGUUCAAUUGUUUUCCGGAAGGCAAGUGGUAUAUAGAGUGACGUUAUCGCCAUGGAGAAUCUAAUUUCAUAAAAUGUAAUAAUCUGUCUCUUGAGUGUCAAAAGUCCAAACUGCAGUAUGUUGGCUGUGACUGUUCCUGCACGUGACAUGUAGAGUAUUAAUUCUUACAACGAUUUUAACGAUUUUUUUUCUCCCCAUAAAACAUUGACAUUUACUUUAAUCAUGUACUUUUGUUGCCAUCAUCUGUAGCAAGAAUUAUGAAAGCGUCAUGGCUAUGUGGUGAUUUAACCUACAUAGAAACAUCUCGAAGUAGCGGAAAUAAGCAUACUUCCGUUUGGUUGAUUCACUCAGGGACCCGUGUUCGAGCAGAUAUAAAAACUAUAGCAUAACAAGUUCUAAUCAAGGUCAUUCUAAGUUUAAAAGCUGUUACGAAUAUAGAACAGCUGCUGAGUGUCCGGUACUUUUGUUUUUUGUUUUUUAAUUUGAAAACGCUCGUAGGAAUGUAACUAUAUAGCUAACUCUAUAACAUAUAAAAAUGUAUAAAUGACUUCAUUAUUAGCGUGACAGAGUGUAGUGUGUUAAUAUCUGUGAAACAGGGUACGAUUUAAAUUAAAGUCAGUACAGAUAUUGAUAUGUUAUAGAUGUAUUCGCAUGCCUUUGGACAUUUUAGUUAUCAUUAUUUUAACGUUCAUUAACACACGUGUCAGUGUGUCAGUGUCAGUGUGUCAGUCAGCCUGUUAGUGUUAAUCAGCCGUGUCAGUGUUCAUCAUCCGUGUCACACACUGCUUAUGAAUUAGCACAUAAUGUUAAUGGAUGAGCACAUAAUGUUAAUUGAUCAGCAUACACUGUUAAUGAAUAAGCACAUACUGUUUAUGGAUUAGCACUUACUGUUAAUGGAUUAACACAUACUGUUUAUGGAUAAGCACUUACUGUUUAUGGAUUAACACAUACUGUUUAUGGGUAAGCACAUACUAUUUAUGGAUGAGCACAUAAUGUUAAUGGAUGAGCAUAUACUGUUUAUGGAUUAACACAUACUGUUUAUGGAUUAGCACAUAAUGUUAAUGGAUGAGCAUAUACUGUUUAUGGAUUAGCACAUACUGUUAAUGGAUGGGCAUAUACUGUUUAUGGAUUAACACACACUGUUUAUGGAUCAGCACAUACUUUUUAUGGAUUAGCACAUACUGUUUAUGGGUAAGCACAUACUGUUAAUGGAUGAGCAUAUACUGUUAAUGGAUCAGCAUAUACUGUUUAUGAAUUAACACAUAAUGUUAAUGGAUGAGCAUAUACUGUUAAUGGAUUAGCACAUACUGUAUAUCGAUUAACACAUUCUGUUUAUGGAUUAACACAUACUUUUUAUGGAUUAGCACAUACUUUUUAUGGGUAAGCACAUACUGUUUAUGGAUGAGCACAUAAUGUUAAUGGAUGAGCAUAUACUGUUAAUGGAUCAGCAUAUACUGUUUAUGAAUUAGCACAUAAUGUUAAUGGAUGAGCAUAUACUGUUAAUGGAUUAGCACAUACUGUAUAUGGAUUAACACAUUCUGUUUAUGGAUUAACACAUACUUUUUAUGGAUUAGCACAUACUUUUUAUGGGUUAGCAACUACUGUUUAUGGAUUAGCACAUACAUUUUAUGGCUUAUCACAUACUGUUAAUGGAUGAGCAUAUACUGUUAAUGGAUUAGUAAUGGAUUAGCACAUACUGUUUAUGGAUUAGCACAUACUGUUUAUGAAUUAGCACAUAAUGUUAAUGGAUGAGCAUAUACUGUUAAUGGAUUAGUAAUGGAUUAGCACAUACUUUUUAUAGAUUAGCACAUACUUUUUAUGGGUUAGCAACUACUGUUUAUGGAUUAGCACAUACAUUUUAUGGCUUAUCACAUACUGUUAAUGGAAGAGCAUAUACUGUUAAUGGAUUAGUAAUGGAUUAGCACAUACUGUUUAUGGAUUAGCACAUACUGUUUAUGAAUAAGCACAUACUGUUUAUGGAUUAGCACAUACUUUUUAUGGAUUAACACAUAUCGUUUAUGGUUAAGCACAUACUGUUUAUGGAUAAGCACAUACUGUUUAUGGGUAAGCAUAUACUGUUUAUGAAUUAACACAUACUGUUUAUGGAUUAGCACAUACUUUUUAUGGAUGAGGACAUAAUGUUAAUGGAUCAGCAUAUACUGUUAAUGGAUUAGCACAUACUGUUUAUGGAUAAGCACAUACUGUUUAUGGAUUAGCACACACUGUUUAUAGAUUAACACAUACUGUUUAUGGAUUAGCACAUACUGUGUAUGGGUUAGCACAUACUGUUUAUGGAUGGGCACGUAAUGUUAAUGGAUGAGCACGUACUUUUUAUGGAUAAACUCAUACUGUAUAUGGAUUAGAA
Messenger RNA from Mizuhopecten yessoensis (Yesso scallop), 5509 nucleotides. RefSeq lists its product as uncharacterized. Bases 412 to 2106 code for a protein of 564 amino acids. NCBI's taxonomy places the organism in Eukaryota, Metazoa, Mollusca, Bivalvia, Pectinida, Pectinidae. Gene Ontology annotation, biological process: proteolysis. The transcript is spliced from 6 exons. Gene Ontology annotation, molecular function: cysteine-type endopeptidase activity. The record is from RefSeq and is a predicted model, not a curated record.